AUGGAGUACAAGAAGCUCCGGACAAGAGUCGAAAUCGACCAAAAACUUCUGGAUCACUUCAACAAGUGUGCAGCAGGGGUCUACGUAGGCACCGAGGAUAGAUUGAGCUUCUUCGACCGCCUUCCUCUGGUAUCGUCGGGUUUGGCAGCUCCCCCGGUUUUGGAUGAAGGCUUACCAAGAAAAUCAUUCAGAAUUCAAGUCGAUGAAUCUUCGCUGAUGGCGGACGCUGAAGUGCUGCUAAACGCCCUCAAUCUAAUGGCUAUUGCUCGGAGCGAGAGUCGGGCGGGUCGCUCCCAACGCGCAGAUCUUUACAUAGAGCAAGCCAUGGAAGUGCUCUCCUUUGGUGUCGAAGCGAAUGUCAUUCGGAGUCGAGCCGUUGAAAUAGUGCACAAUUUUCACCGAUUUCCAGUCGAGGAGCCUAUUCGCUCAGCAGAUCUUCCUUGGAACGAAGUCUGUCCGGCGCUCAUAGGCCCCAAACUCACGACUGAAAUAGUGGAGAAGUCCCAAUGCAGAAAGCUCACGGAAGCCCUGGUGAAGGAAGCAAAGUCCAAGAGGACGCACAGCAAUGGAAAAAGGAUGAAGACGUUUUCAUCAAAAAAAGAGAGGUUAGAAAAUCAUUUUGCUAUUCACGUAAGUGAGCAGGAUGUUCCCCAUAACGAACUUCAAGUUCGGGCAGGCAGACUGGCGCUUUUCCAAAAAAAUUGGGCACGUCUCACCAGAGACCCAUGGGUUUUAGAAACAAUACAGGGGUACAAGCUCGAGUUUGGCGAUGAGAAACCCCGAUGCUCCUUGCAUGAAAAGAGAUCUGCCUCGCUUUCUGACCUUCUCAUUGCUGAAGUCUCAAAACUGCUAGAGAAAGGGGCCGUUGAAGAAAUACCCUGGUCUUCAAAAGUUUGGACCUCCAGUAUAUUCGUUAUUCCCAAAAAGGAUGGCGGAAAUAGAACCGUAAUCAAUCUGAGACCACUUAACAAAUUCAUAAAACACCACCAUUUCAAACUGGAAUCCAUUGGCUUGAUCAGGGAUCUUCUAGAGAGAAAUGAUUUCAUGGCAAAGAUCGACAUGAAAGACGCUUAUUUCUCUGUGCCUAUACAUAGCAACUACCGCAAAUACUUGGCCUUUUACUGCGGCGGAAAACUCUUCCAGUUCAAGGCACUACCCUUUGGAUUAUCCUCAGCUCCAUAUGUCUACACUAGAUUAAUGAGGGUUAUCGCUUCAGAACUGCGAAGAUGUGGGAUACGGUUGAUUGUGUACCUGGAUGAUUGGCUAUUCAUUGAUAAUGAAAAGGCCUCUCUGGUAGCAAAAAUCAACCUGAUUAUACAUCUUUUCAAAAAACUAGGUCUAACCGUAAACGAGAGCAAAUCGCAGCUAGAACCGUCGCAAAUAAUAGAGUUUCUGGGUGUGACUAUCAACUCAAAGACCUUUGAGCUAUCAGUCCCAGAGCGCAAGAUAACAAGUAUUUGCAAUACUGCCCGAAGGAUUCGAAAACGUCGAAGAGUCACCCUACGCGAUAUAGCUCGAUUCAUUGGACAGGUGAACGCAGUCAACAUGGCAGCAAGCAUUCCUAUCCUGUUCCUGCGACCGCUUCAGUCUUGGCUAGGAAGGUUCCAUCUAAAGGAUGCGAAUGAUUACCAAAAAACUAUGAGCAACCUCCCACCAGCUUGCCUUCACGACCUCAAGUGGUUGUCAAGGAAUCUGGAUAAGAUGGCUCAUGAACCUAUUUUGCACAAAAACGAGUCGCUCACCAUCACAACGGACGCAUCAAACGUUGGACCCAGGUGCACUUGGCACAGACGCCUUCGCUCAAAAGUGGUCGGAGACUUACGGUUACGCAUUUCCGCCAUUCAAUUUAGUGGGAAGAACGAUCAAAAAAGCUCUGAGAGAAAGGGCACGCUUAAUUUUAGUGUGCCCGAAGUGGGAAAAUCAGAGUUGGUGGCCUCUCAUAAUGGAGCACGGCAAGGAGAUCACACCACUAAUCUCGAAUCAGAAUCUAUUGAAGGAUUCGAGCGGUUCUCCACACCCAUGCCUCAGAUCUCCCAGGUUUCGUUUGAUAGCAUGCACCAUCUAGCCCUAGUGGCCCCCAAACGGGUUUCCGAACUAGCAGCAUUAUCGUUGGAUUCUGUUCAAUUAGGCGAAAACUCAUGGGUUUUCUCCCUCGAUUUCGUCAACAAGAAUAGAGGAUUUGGGAAAGCACACACAGCAGUAGUGCACGCCUACAAUGAAGAUGUCCUCCUAUGUCCCCUUGUGACGAUUAAAGAUUAUAUAAACCGCACUAUCUUAUACCGUCACCAAGCGCGGACAUUAUUCCUAAGUACAAAUAGCCCACACCGAAGUGUCUCGUCCACAACCAUAGCUCGCUGGCUUCGAGAAGUGCUCAAAAACUCGGGAAUAGAUGACCGAUUCAAGGCACACUCAACCAGGGCGGCAAGCACAACAUCUUCCAAAAGACAGGGUCUCUCUUCAAAGGCCAUAAUGGAAGCUGCGAAUUGGGCACCUAAUGGAACCACCUUUGAAAAGUUUUAUUACAAAGGUCCAUCACAACAAACGUUUCAGAACUCGGUGCUCUCUUCGAAUAGGAAAUCCAAGAGGACUUCGGAUGGAAGAGAAAAAGAAGCCGAAAGACGCAAAAAGCCUAAGGAUCACAGGUCAAAGAAAACGCACGCUUCGAAGAAGUAA
Ostertagia ostertagi is the source of this 2673-nucleotide messenger RNA. NCBI's taxonomy places the organism in Eukaryota, Metazoa, Nematoda, Chromadorea, Rhabditida, Trichostrongylidae. The record is from the annotation of a GenBank genome assembly.